AUGGUUGCCCGUAUCCCAGAAGGUAAGACUUAUGUGUCACAAUAUUUCGUGUGGUGUGCGUUUGUCUGGUUGAUUGCAAUUCUUCCACUCCGUUCUCGGACAGGGGCUGUAGGUGAAACCAACAUUCCUGAUGGGUGCCAGGUAGUAACCUCGGAAACGGACGGGAAGACACUCACCUGCCGACGUGCUCCGUUCCACGAAAUCCUUGCAGCAAUCUCCGACCUCGGGAAGGACCUAGUGAAAAUUACUGUCCAGUCCUGUCAGCCCCAGGAGGCGGUUGAACUGAACCAAUCCUGCUUUCCCAACAACGCCAACUUAAAGAACUUGUGGAUAUCUGAGUGUGGGCUAGUCAGGAUAGCGCCAUAUACUUUUCAGACGCCUGAAAACCUAACUGAAUUGUCAUUGUUUGGUAACCAAAUCCGUGUGCUAACCAAUGAAACUUUUAAAGGGUUGAGGAAAUUAUUGAAGCUUGAUCUCCGUUUCAACCAAAUCAGCUCGAUUCCGGACGGAUCUUUCAAAGAUCUUGAGAGCUUGUCUAUAUUGAUGUUAGACAACAACAAACUACUUUCGGUAACUAACGGCACAUUCAAAGGACUCAGGAACCUCGCCGACCUUGAGUUGAUUCGAAAUAAAAUCCAUUCAGUUGCGGAUAAUUCUUUCGGCGAUCUUAAGAAAUUAUUGAAAUUAAAUUUAAUGGAAAAUAAGAUAGGUGUGAUAACUGGAAGGAUCUUCAAUGGAUUGAAGAAGCUUAGGAACCUUUACUUGUCUUACAACCAAAUUACGUGGAUUACUCCCGGAUCAUUUGAAGGGCUUGAUAAUCUGUCAAAACUAGGAAUGAAUUACAAUAAGAUUGGACAUUUAACUAACGGCAUGUUUAGGGGCCUUGGGAACCUGCAUUGGCUUGGUCUGUCGUCAAAUUCGUUAUAUUGUGUUGAGGAUGGGACUUUAAGUGAUCUGAAAAACUUACUAGCAUUGUCUCUGAAGGGUCAAAGAUCACAAAGCUUUAAACCAUCGCCAUAUUUGUUUGCUGGUCUUAAACGUUUACAAAAAUUGUACUUCGAGUUCCCCCGAAUCGAUUGGACAGGAAUAGAUAAAGAGAAUUUAUCGGUAUUCUUUGGAAACCAAGUGCAAUCUUUGACAACCUUGGAGAUGCAAUCGUCACAACUGACCAAUAACUAUUUACCCAUUUUAAAGAACCUUAAAAGUCUGAAUUAUCUUCUCCUGCGGGAUAAUAGCCUUGGUUACGUUCUUAAAGAAUCGUUACCAAAACUUGGAAGUGGAACCCUGGACUUGUCAUCUAACAGAAUAAUGUACAUCGAGACAGGAGCCUUAUCACGGUUUAGCCGUGGUAAUACGGAAGUCAUUCUUAGAGGAAAUUCUUUUUCCUGUGAAUGUCAGCUGCUGGGUUUUUCCAGAUGGAUACGGGAAAAUGGCAUGAACGAACUGGAUACUCUCACAUGUAGUGGACCAGUUUCCAUGUACGGGAAACGGGUGAGAGAUUAUAAUCCUUACUGGUGGCAGUGCAGCCCAUACGUCCCUCUGAUAGCUCUGGUAGCUAUCAUUGGUUUGGUGGUUCUGGUCUGUUCAGUUGCAAUGAUCCUUUAUUGUAAUCGAGUGAACAUUCAACACUGGUUGUUGGAGAGACGCCUUACGCCUCGAGCAGAUGAAGAGGCAGAAGCAGCCGCCACUGAGCGCAGUCGUCUUGUUCCAUCCGGCCUGUGCGGGAUAAGCUCACUUCCAAGAGGGAGGACAGAAGCAUAUAUCCUUUACAAUAUGAAUGAGCAGGAUGUAAAGAGAUGGGUGGACCAGUAUAUCGAGGAGAAACUGUACGGUCACCCCUUGAGGGUGACGCUACAGUGGGCAGCAGGUCCCGAUUACAUACCUUUGUGGAAACAGGUCAAGGAAUACGGCUUUGGUGUCAUUCACUUCGUCGUCAUCGUGACAGAAGAUCUCCUAAAGAAUCAUUGGCCGGAGAUGUCCGCAAAUAGCGGUGUUGAAAACCUUUCGAAGUUCGUCCUUGUGUUGAUGGGGAUGAAGAAAAAAGACCUUCCCAAAGAAUUACUCAGGAUGCACUGCCCUUGCUUAGAAUGGCCUGAGACGAAGCGAACCAGUGUGCAACGCGAGAGACAACAAUUUUGGAAGCGUUUGCGGCUUGUCCUUAAAGAUACUCGACCCGAUUAGAUUAAAGGCAGAUACAGCAAACAUGAUAUGUAGCCGAGAUAACACAGAGCCUCUUCCAGAAAUGAACCACGAGACGUAAUUCUACCCCGCCCCUCAACCACCUGACUCCACGGAAUUGGGACCCGAGGUUCAACUUCAUCAGCCAUGAUCGACAUUCUUGAACCUUAUCCCUGAAUCCAUUCUAGUGAGUGGGGUUAUUACUAACUUCAGAUGGCGCUUUCGUUGCAGACAUGCAGCUUUUAUCCUUGGGCACAUGCACAUUUAUGUAAUCAUCCAUAUUCCUGCGCGCUAAGAAAAAGCGUGUUAAAUUUAACACUUCAAAAGCUAGAUUUAACACUCAGCGGUGGGGCGUACAGGGACAGCUCUUCGGUUGGAAUCCCGAUUCCUCUCUCGCCAGGAUCACCACUGUUUCGUCUUUGUGUCCUUAAGCGAGGCACUUGACCCUACUUGCUUCUCCCUACCCAGGAGUGAAUGAUGGCGAAAUAUACAUGCUCUUUCUGAACGCUGCAUACUUGUACAUGCAGCCCGGGCAGGAUACCAUCCAGGAAGUUGACCCUG
Molecule: messenger RNA, 2739 nt
Organism: Lineus longissimus
Lineage: Eukaryota; Metazoa; Nemertea; Pilidiophora; Heteronemertea; Lineidae
Product: leucine-rich repeat-containing protein 15-like
Exons: 3
Coding region: 1-2181 (726 amino acids)
Cellular component (GO): extracellular matrix
Molecular function (GO): protein binding
Source: RefSeq, a predicted model, not a curated record